CGGCUGCCGAGGAUCUGGGCGCUGCUGUCGCCGCUCCUUGGGGGGCUCGCGCUGCUAGGAGUCGGGCCGGUCCCGGCGCGGGCGCUGCACAACGUCACGGCCGAGCUCUUUGGGGCCGAGGCCUGGGGCACCCUGGCGGCCUUCGGGGAUCUCAACUCCGACAAGCAGACGGACCUCUUCGUGCUGCGGGAAAGAAAUGAUUUAAUCGUCUUUUUGGCAGACCAGAAUGCACCCUAUUUUAAACCCAAAGUAAAGAUAUCUUUGAAGAAUCACAGUGCACUGAUCACAAGUGUAGUCCCUGGGGAUUAUGAUGGAGAUUCACAAAUGGAUGUCCUUCUGACGUAUGUUCCCAAAAAUCAUGCCGGUGUUGAAUUAGGAGCUGUUAUCUUCUGGGGACAAAAUCAAACAUUAGAUCCUCACAAUAUGACCAUACUCAAUAAGACUUUUCAAGAUGAACCACUAAUUAUGGAUUUCAAUGGCGAUCUAAUUCCUGAUAUAUUUGGUAUCACAAGUGAAUCAGAACAGCCACAAGUAUUAUUAGGAGGGAAUCUGUCCUGGCAUCCUGCAUUGAACACUAGAGAGAAAAUGCGAAUUCCACAUUCCCACGCAUUUAUUGAUUUGACUAAAGAUUUUACAGCGGAUAUAUUCCUCACGACAUUGUCUGCCCCGAAUUCCUUCCGAUUUGAGAUAUGGGAAAAUUUGGAUGGAAACUUCUCUCUCGCUACUGUACUUGAAAAACCUCAAAAUAUGAUGGUGGUUGGACAGUCAGCAUUUGCAGACUUUGACGGAGAUGGACACAUGGACCACUUACUGCCAGGCUGUGAAGAUACAAACUGCCAGAAAAGUACCAUUUACUUAGCAAAAUCUGGAACAAAGCAGUGGGUUCCAGUAUUAAAAGAUUUCACCAAUAAGGGCACACUCUGGGGCUUUGUGCCAUUUGUACAGGAACAACGACCAGCUGAAAUACCCAUUCCAAUUACCCUUCAUAUCGGAGACUACAACAUGGAUGGCUAUCCAGAUGCUCUUGCUAUAUUAAAGAAUACAUCUGGAAGCAAUCAGCAGGCCUUUUUACUGGAGAAUGUCCCUUGUAAUAAUGCAAGCUGUGAGAAAGCACAUCGUAUGUUUAAAGUCUACUGGGAGCUGACAGACCUAAAUCAAAUCAGAGAUGCCAUGGUUGCUACCUUCUUUGACAUUUACGAAGAUGGAAUCUUGGAUAUUAUAGUACUAAGUAAAGGAUAUACAAAAAAUGAUUUUGCCAUCCAUACUCUAAAAAAUAACUUUGAAGCAGAUGCUUAUUUUGUAAAAGUCAUUGUUCUCAGUGGUCUUUGUUCCAAUGACUGUCCUCGUAAGAUAACACCCUUUGGAGUGAAUCAGCCUGGACCUUAUAUCAUGUAUACAACUGUGGAUGCAAAUGGGUAUCUGAAAAAUGGCUCAGCUGGACAACUCAGCCAGUCAGCACAUUUAGCUCUCCAACUACCAUACAACGUUCUUGGGUUAGGUCGAAGUGCAAAUUUUCUUGACCACCUAUAUGUUGGUAUUCCUCGUCCAUCUGGAGAAAAGUCUAUACGAAAACAAGAAUGGACUGCAAUCAUUCCAAAUUCUCAGCUAAUUGUCAUUCCAUACCCUCACAAUGUCCCUCGAAGCUGGAGUGCCAAACUAUAUCUUACACCAAGUAACAUUGUUCUACUUACUGCUAUAGCUCUCAUCGGUGUCUGCGUUUUCAUCUUGGCAAUAAUUGGCAUUUUACAUUGGCAGGAAAAGAAAGCAGAUGAUAGAGAAAAGCGACAAGAAGCCCAUCGGUUUCAUUUUGAUGCUAUGUGACUUGCCCUUAAUAUUACAUAAUGGAAGAGCUAUCCAUUUGAUUAGUUCAAGUAUUAAAUUCUGGCUUAUGGAAGAAAAUAGGGGAUUUUGAAUUUAAUUUAUAAAUUAUGCAUCUCUUGGUAAUUAUUGGAAAGUAUUCAAAUAAAUAUGAUCUCAAUGUGUCACAGGUCUUUUUUUUUUUUUAAGCACUUUGUAUACAGUAAUUUGGGUUCUUUAUUCCAGUGGUGUACAUUUUUCUUCUUUUGUGAAAUGUGUUGCAUGUUCUCUGGUAUUUAUGUAUUUAUCAUAUUAGGGUAAUGAUGAUGGAAAAAGACAUGUACAAUAAAAAUAAUUGAGUGGGAUCUUUCAUGUUCCACUUGAUCUUGUUUCUUGUUCUAAUGAUGCAGAUUAUACUUUUGGGAAUGUGUCACAGAUAACGUUUUUAAACAUUCACCUUCAUUACAGCAUGUCAGGGGUCUCUCACUAACUGUAUACAAUACAGUGAUUGAGUGCUCUGGCUCUGGAAUUAAUAGUAAGACAAACUUGCCUUAACUUCCUGGUUCUAGCACUUACAAAGUUAUUGUUUGAACUUGGCUACCGCUUAACCUCUGUAAGGCUCAGUUUUGUUUUUUAUACAAUGGGGCUAAUAAUACCUACGUACCUUGAGUUAUUGUAAACAUUAAAUGGGUUGAUGUCUAUAAAAUGCUUAGCUUGGUGCGUAGCACAGAGUAAGUGCUGAAUCUAAGUGGUCGUUGUCAAUAGUACUACUUCUAGAUGAUUUGAUUAGACUUCUACAACGAAUUAUCAAAAUAAAUAAGAGCCGAUAGAAUUUUAUUUUCAGGAAAAUAUGAGGAAAUCAUUUUGGAAAAUCUAAAUUCUUGUUGGUUGACAUCUUAUAUAAAGAUUGCUUGUUGAUAUUAACUAAAAAUUAUAGUACUCUCAAAGAAUUAAUUAAUGUGUCCUAAAAAUUUUUAUUUGAAAACUGAUCUUUAUCAUGUGAUAAUGAGCAUUUGAUUUCUCAAGAGGAAACUGCUUUAGGCAG
Tupaia belangeri chinensis (Chinese tree shrew) is the source of this 2842-nucleotide messenger RNA. RefSeq names its product integrin alpha FG-GAP repeat containing 1 (gene ITFG1). The transcript is spliced from 18 exons. Bases 325 to 1821 code for a protein of 498 amino acids. The record is from RefSeq and is a predicted model, not a curated record. NCBI's taxonomy places the organism in Eukaryota, Metazoa, Chordata, Mammalia, Scandentia, Tupaiidae. Gene Ontology annotation, cellular component: plasma membrane.